Cephus cinctus (wheat stem sawfly) is the source of this 2395-nucleotide messenger RNA. RefSeq lists its product as uncharacterized. Bases 1357 to 1929 code for a protein of 190 amino acids. Lineage: Eukaryota; Metazoa; Arthropoda; Insecta; Hymenoptera; Cephidae. The record is from RefSeq and is a predicted model, not a curated record. The transcript is spliced from 5 exons.
CAAAGUACACUUUCAGAGAAACAGUCAGAAAACGGAAGUGCGCUUUAACGAAACAUUCAUAAAUAAGUUAUCUAUUUUGAACUUGUUUCUUCAAUAAUAUAGAAUAAGGUAUACGAUUGCCGAUAAUAAUGCUUUAUAAUAUUUUCAAAGGCGAAAACUCAUUAAAACGAAUAGUCAUCGAUUACUGCCUAAGUUCAAAAAAUGCGCGAUAGCGUCGCUGUUAAGGGUGGGAUCGAACUCUACACGAAAUAAUUCUAUACGAUUACCUCGUGUAGAAUUAAUCUAUGUAGUUUUGGGUCCCACUCGUUAAAGUAAUUAUAUCGGCCGACCAGCAAUGCUACUGAAUCGAAAUUCUGUGGAUAGUCACUUAACCACUGGCAAUACUGAUAUGUAACUAUUAUCUGGACGAUGGCCUGGUUAAUGUAUAUUACUUUAUUUCGAUUGGUCGAAUUAAAUCAGCAGUAGUUAUAUUCCAAAUUCGUUAUGGAUUUUCCCGAACUACUAAAUCCAUUGAUUAAUUAUCGAUACGAUUCUCAGUAUCAGAUUGCCUGUGUUUAUACAAGCCGACCUGGCAACAAUAAAUGACUAUCCAGAGCACCGUUUCAAUUGUGUACGUGGAAACCAUAUUGCUAGACUCAGUCGGUAAGUGUGGAUGAUACCUUUAUGACUUCUGUAAACUUCCUCUUACAAUUUAGUUUAAAAACAUUUUUCAGCUGCUGUACUAUACCUUCAUGAAAACCGUAAUAAAGAAUAGACAGUAUUUUAAUUUCAUGUUAGGUGACUAAAAUGUUCUUAUGUAGCGACAACUUUGAAAGUGACAGUUUUCUAUAAUUGACACCAGGGAGAAAUUAUCACGAGGUGUCAAUUGAGUGUAAAGUUAAUUGUCGUCUUAACCUGAUAAUUUAUUUCUUCAUGUUCGUUUCUCCCUGUUAUCAUCGCUGUACUGAAUUGGUAGAGAGAUACCUUUGUUUACACAUAUGUAUCGGCUUAUCAGUAGACUAAUGAGUGAAAACAAAAAAAACUUUCUAGCUGUGACCAUCACAUAGGACCAGCAACAGAAAUUAAUAACAGUGUCGAUACAGGGAGAUUAUUAUUACAGUGUGAUUUAUCGGAGUGGAGAAGUUUUGAAUUCCCUGGCGAAAGGACAUAACGGCUAUGAUACAUAACACAUAUAUUACGAUUAAUUGAAACGCUUUCAUUGUUGCUGUAACAAGAAACACGGUUUCCGACUAUAAAACACCAUGGGAAUUGGACAGAUGAAUUCAGUGCUUUACAUCAAUCCCCACGCUUCACAUCCAUCAAGCAUAUUCAAAUAAUUUAGUUAAACUGCAUCGCGUGAAAAUCAUUUGCGGCACAAUGAAAAUACUUCUAAUCACGAAAGUAAUCCUACUGUCCUAUCUUUCAUGCGCCAUGGCCGAUAGACUAAAUCAUACUCGGCUACUAGAAAAAAGCCUGCCUCGACAAUCACGUGUCUCGCGACUCCUGCAGGAGCUGCCAUCGUCGAAUUUUUUCAGCGACAUUGUUUAUCUUCCAGAAGAAGACUACGACGAGGAGUUUGAGAGACGUGAGCAGGAAUUACAGCAGCUGGAAAGAAACGAUAGGAACUUGAUGCCGGAAUAUCGUAAUCUAUGUGAGAUAAAGACAAGGAAAGUACAACUUAACGAUGGGGACUUUGAAUAUCAACCUCCACAUUAUCAUGAAGUAUUUUGCAAGGUGCAUUCCUUCUUGGAAGAUCAGCCUACCGUUAAACCCGCGAAGCAGAAAUGUGCUCACCCGGGAUUUCAUUGCGUUCAGAGGAGUCGGACUUUAUUCAUGCUCAGACGUGCUUGGGAUAGCGAGUGCUGGGAACCGUUUACUAAGGAAAUUGCUAGUGGAUGCGAUUGUAUGUGGCCUGUUUCCACUCUGGGUGAUAUCACAGCUCACUACUGAUUUCUAUUAAGGGUGGACAUAAAUGCAUAAUGUAAGGGAUCGUUCUUACAGUGCAAUUUCUUUGAAAAAAGUGCAGCUCAACUGUAGGGAUUUGUGAAUCAUUUAGAACAAUUGCAUUCGUAAUAAAUGAAUUUAUUGUAUCAACUUCGUAAACUGUGACUAGCACUAUAAAAUAACAUUUUGUAUUAAUUUACAAGAUUGUUCUUGCCAUCAAUGUACUGUGUCUGGAUUUGUGUGAAAUAAGAAAUUAUAUGCAAGAAUUUAUUAUAAUCUAGCAUCAAGAAAACGUCCGUGUCUUAUCAGUGAAAACAAUUACAUAGUAAUUAGUUCUCGAAAUCACUAAUAGAAUUUAUCUGAGUUAUAGUCUGAUUAAGCAUAUAUAUUUCUUUAUAUUUAUUUAUUUAUGAACAACUAUCAUACUUCUGACAGGAAAUCAACGGAAUAAAAGUGUUAUUUUUCGAAUGUU